Molecule: messenger RNA, 2030 nt
Organism: Boleophthalmus pectinirostris (great blue-spotted mudskipper)
Lineage: Eukaryota; Metazoa; Chordata; Actinopteri; Gobiiformes; Gobiidae
Product: tectonic-1
Exons: 14
Coding region: 16-1863 (615 amino acids)
Biological process (GO): protein localization to ciliary transition zone; cilium assembly
Cellular component (GO): MKS complex
Source: RefSeq, a predicted model, not a curated record
AACCGUUAAACAAAGAUGGCGUCCUUUUAUGCUCUAUUUUACUUGAUGCUUGUGAAUAUUGUCAUAAACAAUAAAUUAAUUGCUUCGGAGAAUAAUACGUCCUACAACUUGAGUACGACGGUGUAUCCUGAUCAGAACAACACAUUUAACAUUACAGAUGUUUAUACUCCCACAGAACCUACGCAGUUUGAGUCAACAACCCGAAUCUCAACCACGACCUCCAGCAUCAGCACCGAGCCUCCAGAACCAGACCUGCCUGAGGAUCCCUUGCCCUUAUCCGGCCAACUUCUCCAACCUGCCACUAGUGUGGCACUAGUGUGUCCAUGCGAUAUGGACAAAGAUAUGUGUGACAUAAACUGCUGCUGCGACAAAGAGUGUGGUCCUGAGCUGGCUCUGUUCACCAGCUGCUCCGUGAACACUGUCAGAGGCAGUAAGAGGCUGUGUAACCAGGAUGUGGCCUCCUACUCAUUGAGUACUACAAUAGAUGGCUACUCAGAGCUACAGUCAUCUGUACAGAAUGACAAGAAUUAUGAUCCUUUUUGUAUUUAUUUUGCUAAUCGGAUUGAAGGGCUGUAUCACCACCCACCACCAGCUCUACCAACAGACAGAAACUUUGACUCUCUUUUUGAAAAGUUCACCAGUUUUACUUUCAGCCCAGACAGUGGGCAGGGAUCUGCAACAGAGCCACAGACCUCACCUGGAUAUCAGUAUGGGGAUAUUAUGCAAACUACAGUGGCCAAUGGACAGAGAGACAUUUUUUAUCUUCCAUCCUCUGGUAUUACUAUGGACUGUGUGGAUAGAAACCCUGCAGCUUUCCUGAACAAGCAAAAUAAUCGCUGUUCGAGGCGUGUGGACCUUCAGCAGGACUGUGAGAGCCUUCCAGCUCUGAGCAUAGACACAUAUAUCAACAUCCAAGUCUUAUCUGGGAAAUCUAUUGAUGCAACACUUGUUCCUGUGGAAGUGGCAUCUAUAGUAAUGCAGUCUUUGGAAGGUGCUCAGAUUGAGGUGCAGUUCAGUGAAGGAGAUUUUCUUCCUGUUCUUCUGAACCCAAGUUUGUGUGCCUAUGUGGUGUUAGAGGUUGCAUAUGUGGUCAAGUACAAUUCUGCUGGAGAGAUCGUUAAUGUGGCUGCAUCUUUGGUGCUCGGAUAUGUACAAGACACCCCUAUGUCUUUUGAACAAAUCUUUGAGAUGAGGUUUUCUGAAGACAAUGGACUUAAGGUGGCUGUCCAGUUCAGUGGGAAUCCUGGUUAUGUGGUUGGAUUGCCGCUUAUGUCUGCAUACAAAACACCAGAAGGUCUUUCUCGAAGCAUCAAUCCCAAAGACACACUGUCCCUUUUGCAAAGCUCAAUAGACCAGGACUGUCUGCAGGGUCCACAGCUGCGAUCUCAAAUUUUAUUUGGGCAUGAUUCUGUAACCGGUUGUACAUUGAGACUGGCUGAUGUAACAAAUUGCAGACUAAUCUCUCAAGUGUUACUAGAUAUUCUAAGAGGACAAAAUUAUCCCCAGUUUGUGGCAUCUUUUGGAAAUUCUCCCAUAGAGAAAUCACUAGACUGGGUGGCUAUCAAAAGAACAUUUAAUCCACAGGACUCCGAAGGCUGUGGCAUUCCUCUGUCACUUCAUUUAGAAAUUGAAUGGACCAAAUACGGAACCCUGGUGAAUCCUCAGGCACAGAUUGUAAGCGUCAAAGAAAUUAUUCACACUAACACCAGUGAGUUGGCCCUGCUGUCCGGAGGAAGCGCUGUUUUACCAGUCCAAACAUCAGUGGCUUUCAUCUCAGUGUCUGCUCCUGCUACUCCUAGAUACAGAGUCAUGCCCACAAUUGAUGCCAAAUUGCCUUUUGACUUUUUGUUCCCUUUUGAAUAAUACAUGUACAAAUAGCAACAUUUUUCAAUUAACUCAGGGGCAAAAUUGUUUAAUGGCAGCUUAUUACGUGCGCAUUGUAUAAAUAGUUUUGUUUACACGUGACACGUGUUUAUGACUGAAAAUAUAAUAUUUAUUUUAAUGUAAAUAAAUCAAAUGUUAUAUAUAUA